Molecule: messenger RNA, 2989 nt
Organism: Marchantia polymorpha subsp. ruderalis
Lineage: Eukaryota; Viridiplantae; Streptophyta; Marchantiopsida; Marchantiales; Marchantiaceae
Source: the annotation of a GenBank genome assembly
GCUCGUCGAUGGGCGAGGGAAGCUUGUAAAAUCCGCAGCUCUUGCGAGGCGGCAGAAAAGAAGUGUUGGAUCGAGCCCUCGCGGGUCAAUGACGCAAGGCUGGAAAUCGUUCGGUAAACUUUCGGCCAUUCGUGCACCGGAAAUGGUGUUGCUCAAAGUAACUCGAGCGAAGCGAGCUCUCAGACGAUCGGAAUGUCUGAUCCAAACCAAAUCUCACGCGUAGACAGGCAGGCAGGCAGGCAAUCCGAUCAGUCCAUGACACUUGUGACGGACAAAUCUUCGACGACGCUCAUGUACAUGACACUCAAUCCUCCACAUGCCGCGACAUGGUUCGCCACCAACUGCACUCGAGAUGGCCCCGCUCGGGGGCCGUAUGAGAUGCAGAGGAGGUAACGACUUGGCCCGACACCUGCUGCCGCUUUUGCAGAAACCAGUGAGAAGAGGACGAGAAGGUCCUCCGCCCGCCCGCCGACGAGAACUUUCCCUGGCGCAGCAUUCCGCGGAUCCAGGAUUCCAGGCCCGGCCCGCGCUUGCGCUUGCUCGGGACCCGAGCCCCUUGUGGUUGGGACUCCGACGGGGCGACGGAGUCACAAGAGAUUGGAGCCUCCCUGCAGACGACGCAUGGCAUCAGCAUUUUUGUCGUGAAAUGUUGUCGUUGCUUGCGCAAUGCACCUCGUGUCUAUCGCAAUGCGGGGGAGGUCGUCUCGACCAGCAGCACCCGUGAAGGACUGCGACUGCAUGGAUGGAGCUCGCCCGUCGAAGCGUUGCUCAAGCGUACACAAGGGAAUGAAUGAAUAAGCGAGCAACGAAGCUCCGUAUCUUCCCUCCUCUUUCUCCUCGCAUCCGCUGGUGGCCAUCGCCGCGAGCCAUCUCUCUCAUCCCCGUUGCAUCCUCCGGAAGUAGAGCAGCUUACGAGAGACCGGUCAUGUUGAAGACGCUUUCGUUUAUCGAUGAUGAUGAUGAUGAUGAUGCAAGUUUAGGGUCCGCUUAAUCGAGUCCUUCGAUGGCUGAUUACGUGAGGCAAAUCAGGUGCCGGCUCCAGAGGACGAAAACCCGCAGCAGCGCCACCACCAACUGACACCAGGAAAUGCACGCGACUGGCUGCAGACUGUCAAUCCAGAAGCGUCACCCUGAUUCUGCUCCCCUGCUUCUCCGAGACAGAGCAGGGCAGGGCAGACCAACGAGCUUUGGACUACGCGAGGUCAGUGAGCCGAGCCGCCGACUUGAUCGAGGCUUCCGAGUGGGAUGAACGAGUCGAGGACUGUGGCAGCAGCCGCGACGGGUACGCUGUUGGUGGCCGCAGCAACUCUCUGGCUCUUGGGCUCGAGAUGGGUCCGCCAGUCGCCAGCCGGGCACGGAGGAGGGGGUGGCGAUGGAGACCAAGGAGCAGCAGCAGCAGCCGAGAACAAAGCGAAAGUCCAACGCGUGAAGCGGAGUGUCAAGAAUGGGCUUGUGGGCUUGAUCGGGAACACCCCACUGAUCAAAAUUAGAAGCCUCUCUGAUGCUACAGGUUGUGAGAUACUCGGAAAGGCGGAGUUUUUGAAUCCUGGCGGCAGUGUAAAGGAUCGAGUGGCGGUCAAGAUAAUUCAGGAGGCUCUUCAAAACGGUACCCUUCGUGUUGGUGGUCUCAUAACGGAGGGAAGUGCUGGAAGCACAGGAGUCAGCUUAGCCAUGGUUGCCUCAGCUUACGGAUGCAAGUGUCAUGUCGUCAUUCCAGACGAUGCAGCCAUUGAGAAGGCUCAGAAUUUGGAGGCUCUCGGUGCCACUGUGGAGCGGGUGAGGCCUGUUUCCAUCACACAUAAAGACCACUUCGUGAACAUCGCAAGAAGGAGAGCGACAGAUGCGGAAACCUUAAGGCUUCGCAACAGUCAAGUCACACAGCUCAAAGGGCUGCAAGAAAACAGAGGAGGGUUUUUUGCCGAUCAAUUUGAGAACCUAGCAAAUUUUCGAGCUCACUACGAAGGAACUGGACCUGAGAUAUGGCAGCAAACAGGUGGCAACAUGCAUGCGUUUGUAGCCGCUGCUGGGACUGGAGGAACUAUCGCAGGAGUCUCUUGCUUCCUAAAGGAUCAGGACUCUGGUGUGAAAUGCUAUCUGAUUGACCCACCAGGUUCAAGUCUAUUUAAUCGGGUUACACGUGGAGUGAUGUAUACCCGCGAGGAAGCAGAAGGAAAACGGCUGAAAAAUCCCUUUGACACUAUCACCGAGGGUAUCGGAAUCAAUCGACUGACCGAAAAUUUCAAACUUGCUCAGCUUGAUGGUGCUUUUCGUGGCACCGAUAAAGAAGCGGUGGAAAUGUCCAGGUUUCUGCUGAGAGAAGACGGCUUAUUUGUGGGGAGCUCUUCUGCCAUGAACUGUGUUGGUGCAGUUCGAGUGGCCCGUCAACUCGGGCCUGGUCAUACGAUUGUAACAAUUUUGUGUGAUAGCGGAGCUCGCCAUCUGAGCAAGUUCCAUAAUCCGAAGUACCUGGCUGAGCAUGGACUUACCCCCUUUGCAACUGGACUGGAGUUUCUGGUACCCCAAUAGUUUACUCAUGGAUAGCGCCUGUUGUGGACUGACAAAGACCAUAGGACGUUUCAGUGGUCGAGCAGGACAGGACGAGAGGAAGAGAGCUUUUUUCAUAAAGUGGGGAAUGUGUUCCCCAAAAUGAUGUUGGUGCGGAGCAACCAGGUGUCAAAGUCGGAAACCUCGCUUCGAAACACAACGUGCUUUGUGUUUUGAAAUAAAAGGCAAUAAAAGGCCUGGAAGUUCAAGUUUUAAUCGAUGUCAAUGAGUUACUGGCUAGAAUACUUUGAGGGGUAGAAAGUAAGGAUAUCCAGGCGGAAGUUUCCUGGACAACAAUCAUGUCGAACAUUGGUUUGAGGAUUGGGAGUUUUGAAGAUAGGAGCAACGUAAGAUGCAUCAUGUGGAGCAUUGACUUCGAUUCCUUCUGAUCCGAAGAUGCCACGAGGUGAAAGAUAUUUGAGCUUUCACCUACAUGUUUAACUGC